Molecule: messenger RNA, 2048 nt
Organism: Cyprinodon variegatus (sheepshead minnow)
Lineage: Eukaryota; Metazoa; Chordata; Actinopteri; Cyprinodontiformes; Cyprinodontidae
Gene: mmp15b
Product: matrix metallopeptidase 15
Exons: 9
Coding region: 516-2033 (505 amino acids)
Biological process (GO): proteolysis; collagen catabolic process; extracellular matrix organization
Cellular component (GO): extracellular matrix
Molecular function (GO): metalloendopeptidase activity; zinc ion binding
Source: RefSeq, a predicted model, not a curated record
CGGCAGGGUGACAGCGGACUGUCCAGGAGGAGAAGGGAAAACCGAACAGAGUUAGAGAACCGGGAAAGCUUCCAACUUUUUUUUUUUUUUCGCGAACCGCGAUAAAUUAAAUAGAUAAUUAAUUUAUUAAACCGAAGGAACCGAUGAGCGCAGCGGUCAGUUUGAACUUUAUCCAAAUAACUUCAGUUCGGCUGCACUCGAUGAUCACGAGGUUACUGGAUCAUAUCAGCUGAUUUCUGUUUGUGGCUGGGGGAGUUUGAGGAUGAAAGAGAACUAAAACACGACCCAAGCGGUCACUUUGAAGUGGCUUAAAUGGGACGGGCUCACGUGCUCGUGUCCUUUUACAGAUAACAGCAGAGAAGGUGCAGCUGUCCAGACCCACGACUGCGCUACCUCUCAGGAUAGAGACAGAGGACAGGACACUAAGGACAGAGGAAAGGAAAUAAAAACAACCUCCACUCUGACACUGAGCCCAACAGAUACAUCACUUAUCUUUCUAGAAACCCGCCCGGACUAUGGCCGCCUCCUCACAAGACAGCUGCCUCUGGUUGCUCUGGAGACGGACCCUGCUCGCGCUGUGGCUGUGCGCUGCAGCGCGUGGGGCGGAGGAUGAAAGAGAUUUCAACGCCGAGUCGUGGCUGAGGAUGUAUGGCUACCUGCCCCAGGCCAACCGACAGAUGUCCACCAUGCGAUCAGCUCAGAUCCUGUCCAACGCCAUCAGUGACAUGCAGCGCUUCUAUGGUCUGGAGGUGACUGGCCAGAUGGACUCCCAAACCGUCAGCGCCAUGAAGAGACCCAGAUGUGGUGUGCCUGACAAGUUUGGAAGGCAGAUCAAAACCAAUGUUCGUCGGAAGCGUUAUGCUCUCACUGGACAUAAAUGGAGCAAAAGACAUCUCACUUACAGCAUUCAGAACUUCACUCCCAAAAUUGGAGAGUAUAACUCGUAUGAUGCCGUUCGACGGGCCUUUAAGGUCUGGGAGGGAGUCACCCCACUGGUAUUUGAAGAAAUCCCCUACCAGGAAAUCAAAUAUGGCCGCCGUAAGGAGCCAGACAUCAUGAUCUUCUUUGCUUCGGGUUUUCACGGUGACAGCUCUCCGUUUGACGGCGAGGGGGGUUUCCUGGCUCACGCAUACUUCCCUGGACCUGGUAUGGGUGGGGACACACACUUUGACGCAGAUGAACCCUGGACCAUAGGAAGGCACAAUGUACAAGGUAACGACCUCUUCCUGGUGGCAGUCCAUGAACUGGGACACGCCCUGGGCUUAGAGCACUCCAGUAACCCCAUGGCCAUCAUGGCUCCCUUUUAUCAGUGGAUGGAGACAGAGAACUUUGAGCUGCCUGACGACGAUCGACUCGGCAUCCAGCAGAUCUAUGGUCAGCCUGACAGCGGCCCCACUCAGGCCCUGCCCACUAUGCCAGCUCGUCGCCCGGAGCCCAGACCACCUCAGACUCCCCCCCGACAUCCCGACCGGCCCAGAACCACCGACAGACCCGAUCACUACGGGCCCAACAUCUGUGAAGGGAACUUCGACACUGUUGCUAUGCUGCGUGGAGAGAUGUUUGUUUUUAAGGGUCGGUGGUUCUGGAGGGUGCGCAGGAACAGGGUCCUCGACAACUACCCCAUGCCCAUCGGACACUUCUGGAGGGGUCUGCCAGGGGACAUCGAUGCUGCUUACGAGAGACAUGACGGCAGGUUCGUCUUCUUUAAAGCGAACAGAUUCUGGCUCUUCAGGGAGGCAAACCUUGAACCAGGCUACCCUCAGGAGCUGGUUGAUUAUGGGCGAGAUAUUCCAUAUGAUCGGAUAGAUACAGCCAUCUGGUGGGAACCGUCUGGCUACACUUACUUUUUCCAAGGAGACAGAUACUGGCGCUUCGAUGAGACGUCACGGUCUGCUGACAGGGGCUACCCAAAGUCAAUCGAUAUCUGGGAUUCUUCAGUGCCUGCUUCUCCCAAGGGGGCCUUCCUGACUGAUGAUGGGGGUGAGCUGAGAGAGCAUGAGAGGAUUUUGCUGAAUGGUUUUGUAUUGGUGUAACCUUAAAUUUUCCUU